Lathyrus oleraceus (garden pea) is the source of this 1905-nucleotide messenger RNA. RefSeq names its product fructose-bisphosphate aldolase 1, chloroplastic. The transcript has 6 exons. The coding region runs from base 556 to 1761 and encodes 401 amino acids. Gene Ontology annotation, biological process: glycolytic process. Gene Ontology annotation, molecular function: fructose-bisphosphate aldolase activity. Lineage: Eukaryota; Viridiplantae; Streptophyta; Magnoliopsida; Fabales; Fabaceae. The record is from RefSeq and is a predicted model, not a curated record.
UAUUCUGCUCCAGCAUUUAGCAGAGGAAAUUGAUGCAUUGAAAGUAUAUUUUUAGACAUGGCAUGCUUUGAUGACCUUGUUAACCCAAUCUCACCAAAUCCUGGUAUUAAAUCAGGACCAUAUAUUAUUGAGAAGGAGACAAAUUAGUUAAACAGCAAAGCAAGUAUGGCCUCACACUUAUUUUUCUUACAAACAAACAACUAUAAUUGGUACCGUCUUUGGUGCAUGUUAUACAUUUGUACUACUAGUAACACAUGGAGAAAAAUAUUAAAUGUAUAUCUUUCUGCAUAAUUAUAUAUAUUAUUGUUCAAUUUUUAGACGGUUAGAAAAACACUAUCCAUUUAAACCAGUUAUGCAGAAUGCCAAGCAAGCAGGAGUUAUCAUCCACAUGUCAAGUGAUGAUAGGUUAGCUCACAACAGCCUCAAAUGAGACAUCACUUCACAAUAAUAAAUAGUUAGAUACAGAGAAACAAGUGCAUAAGUUGUGUGUGGUAAAGAGGCUCAUUCAUUGCAGUGAGGGAUAAGAUUGCAGUUUUUUUUGUUAGACAGUGAACUAUGGCUUCUGCAGCAUCAGCAUCUCUUUUCAAGUCAUCACUUGUUCUUGACAAGUCUGAAUGGGUGAAGGGACAAACCCUCCUCCGCCAACCUUCUUCUGUGUCUGUCGUGAGAUGCAACCCCGCCGCUCCAUCAGGCCUCACCAUCAGAGCUGGUUCAUAUGCUGACGAGCUCGUCAAGACCGCGAAAACAAUUGCUUCACCGGGGCGUGGUAUUUUAGCAAUGGAUGAGUCUAAUGCUACAUGCGGGAAGCGUUUGGCUUCAAUUGGGCUAGAGAACACCGAAGUUAACCGCCAAGCAUGGCGUACACUUCUAGUUACAGUUCCAACUCUUGGAGAGUACAUCUCUGGAGCCAUUCUCUUUGAGGAGACUCUUUACCAAUCCACAACAGAUGGAAGGAAGAUUGUCGAUGUUCUUAUUGAGCAAAACAUUAUUCCCGGUAUUAAAGUAGACAAGGGUCUGGUGCCCCUUGCUGGUUCCAAUGACGAGUCAUGGUGCCAAGGUCUAGACGGUCUUGCCUCUCGGUCAGCUGCAUACUACCAACAAGGUGCCCGUUUCGCCAAAUGGCGUACUGUUGUGAGCAUCCCCAAUGGUCCCUCUGCUCUGGCAGUCAAGGAAGCAGCCUGGGGUCUUGCUCGCUAUGCUGCAAUUAGUCAGGACAAUGGAUUGGUCCCAAUUGUGGAACCAGAGAUCUUGCUUGAUGGAGAACACGGUAUUGACAGAACUUUUGAAGUAGCCCAAAAGGUUUGGGCUGAAGUUUUCUACUACCUUGCUGAGAACAAUGUACAAUUUGAGGGUAUUCUCCUCAAGCCUAGCAUGGUUACUCCAGGAGCUGAGUCUAAGGACAAAGCCUCUCCUACAAAAGUUGCCGAGUACACCCUCAAUCUCCUUCACAGGAGAAUUCCCCCUGCUGUCCCUGGUAUCAUGUUUUUGUCCGGUGGACAAUCUGAGGUUGAAGCAACCCUCAACUUGAAUGCCAUGAACAAAUCUCCAAACCCAUGGCACGUGUCGUUCUCAUAUGCAAGAGCUCUCCAAAAUACCGCAUUGAAGACAUGGGGCGGCCUCCCAGAGAACGUGAAGGCGGCACAAGAGGCGCUCCUUUUCCGUGCCAAGUCCAACUCACUCGCUCAACUUGGAAAGUACAUCGGUGAUGGUGAAUCUGAGGAAGCCAAGAAGGAAUUGUUUGUCAAAGGCUACUCUUAUUAAAAUGUUAGUAUUCGUACAUGUUAGUAAGCAGCACCAACAAUUAAUGAGGGAGAAUGAAUGUGUAAUGUUUUAUAUUCUUGGAGACUAUUUUUGUUUGUGGUUACAUGCAACUUUCCUACUUAAUAAUAUCUCUUGGUAUGAGUA